Molecule: messenger RNA, 2193 nt
Organism: Lutzomyia longipalpis
Lineage: Eukaryota; Metazoa; Arthropoda; Insecta; Diptera; Psychodidae
Product: basic proline-rich protein-like
Exons: 1
Coding region: 1-2193 (730 amino acids)
Source: RefSeq, a predicted model, not a curated record
AUGUGUAGAAAACAAAAGUCUAAUGACGAUUGCUGCAAAAAGUAUAGAGCCUGCGUCUGUGCAAAUCGACCUGACUUUGAUGAUUGUGAGCAUGCACUGGUAAAAUGUAAUAAGAAUAGAUCCAAAGAAUCUAACAGAUCUGGAAAUAGAAGCGGAGAUUGGGACACUCUCUAUGGAAGUGAAGAAAGUUCAGGAUAUGAUAGUCAUCAAGAUUCCGAAGAUUGUUCCGAUAAUUCAGGUUCAGGUGAAAAUAUGUCUGACAAUGAUGCAACAGAUACAGAACCAAAACCAAUGGAAGGAGAAAACGGAACUGAAGUACCACCAGUAGACAUACCAGCUCCUUAUCCAGUUCCCAACCCAUCCCCUGGGCCAGCUCCUGUACCAGAUCCUGAAUCAGCUCCUAAUCCAGCCCCUGGACCUGCUCCCGGACCAGCUCCAGAACCAGCUCCUGAACCAGCCCCUGGACCUGCUCCCGGACCAGCUCCAGAACCAGCUCCUGAACCAGCUCCAGAACCAGCUCCUGCGCCAGCUCCUGAACCAGCUCCUGAGCCAGCUCCUGAACCAGCUCCUGAGCCAGGUCCUGAACCAGUUCCUGAUCCAGCACCUGUACCAGGUCCUGAUCCAUCUCCCGUACCAGGUCCUGAUCCAUCUCCCGUACCAGGUCCUGAUCCAUCUCCCGUACCAGGUCCUGAUCCAUCUCCUGUACCAGCCCCUGAUCCAUCUCCCGUACCAGCCCCGGAUCCAGUUCCCGUACCAGCUCCUGAUCCAGCUCCAGAGCCAGCUCCUGAUCCAGCUCCCGUAGCAGGUCCUGAUCCAUCUCCCAUACCGGCCCCAGAUCCAAUUCCCGUACCAGGUCCUGAUCCAGCUCCCGUACCAGCCUCAGAUCCAUCUCCCGUACCAGCACCAGAUCCAGUUCCCGUACCAGCUCCUGAUCCAGCUCCAGAGCCAGCUCCUGAUCCAGCUUCCGUACCAGUCCCUGAUCCAUCUCCUGAUCCAUCUCCCGUACCAGCCCCGGAUCCAGCUCCCGUACCAGCCCCUGACCCAUCUCCCGUACCAGCUCCUGAUCCAUCUCCCGUACCAGCUCCUGAUCCAUCUCCCGUACCAGCCCCGGAUCCAGCUCCAGAGCCAGCCUCAGAUCCAUCUCCCGUACCAGCACCAGAUCCAGUUCCCGUACCAGCUCCUGAUCCAGCUCCAGAGCCAGCUCCUGAUCCAGCUUCCGUACCAGUCCCUGAUCCAUCUCCUGAUCCAUCUCCCGUACCAGCCCCGGAUCCAGCUCCCGUACCAGCCCCUGACCCAUCUCCCGUACCAGCUCCUGAUCCAGCUCCAGAGCCAGCUCCUGAUCCAUCUCCCGUACCAGCCCCGGAUCCAGCUCCAGAGCCAGCUCCUGAUCCAGCUCCCGUAGCAGGUCCUGAUCCAUCUCCCAUACCGGCCCCAGAUCCAAUUCCCGUACCAGGUCCUGAUCCAGCUCCCGUACCAGCCCCAGAUCCAUCUCCCGUACCAGCCCCAGAUCCAGUUCCCGUACCAGCUCCUGAUCCAGCUCCAGAGCCAGCUCCUGAUCCAGCUCCCGUACCAGUCCCUGAUCCAUCUCCUGAUCCAUCUCCCGUACCAGCCCCGGAUCCAGCUCCCGUACCAGCCCCUGACCCAUCUCCCGUACCAGCUCCUGAUCCAUCUCCCGUACCAGCCCCGGAUCCAGUUCCCGUACCAGCUCCUGAUCCAGCUCCAGAGCCAGCUCCUGAUCCAUCUCCCGUACCAGCCCCAGAUCCAGCUCCCGUACCAGCCCCGGAUCCAGCUCCCGUACCAGCCCCGGAUCCAGCUCCCGUACCAGCCCCUGACCCAUCUCCCGUACCAGCUCCUGAUCCAUCUCCCGUACCAGCCCCGGAUCCAGUUCCCGUACCAGCUCCUGAUCCAGCUCCAGAGCCAGCUCCUGAUCCAUCUCCCGUACCAGCCCCAGAUCCAGCUCCCGUACCAGCCCCGGAUCCAGCUCCCGUACCAGCCCCGGAUCCAGCUCCCGUACCAGCCCCGGAUCCAGCUCCCGUACCAGCCCCGGAUCCAGCUCCCGUACCAGCCCCGGAUCCAGCUCCCGUACCAGCCCCGGAUCCAGCUCCCGCACCAGCUCCAGCUGGUGGUAUAAAUGACAACAUGAACCAAGGAGGAGGAGGUAGCGGUGGUCUUUUAGGAGGUAUUCUCGGAUAG